Molecule: messenger RNA, 753 nt
Organism: Cyphellophora europaea CBS 101466
Lineage: Eukaryota; Fungi; Ascomycota; Eurotiomycetes; Chaetothyriales; Cyphellophoraceae
Exons: 1
Coding region: 1-753 (250 amino acids)
Source: RefSeq, a predicted model, not a curated record
AUGACCACCCCCCUCCCCCUCGCCGGCAAAGUCGCCCUCAUCACCGGCGGCUCCAAAGGCAUCGGCCGCGCCACGGCCCUCGCCCUCUCCAAGCUCGGCGCCUCCGUCGCCAUCAACUACGGCCGCGACACCGCCGCCGCCACCGCUCUCGUCUCCGACCUCGGCGGCCCCACCAAAGCCCACGCCAUCCAAGCCGACGCCGGCUCCCUCCCCGGCAUCUCUUCCCUCGUGGAGCAAACCGUCACGCACUUCCAACACAUCGACAUCCUCAUCCCCAACGCGGGCGUGCUGUCGCUCAAAACCAUCGAAACCACCACCGAAUCCGACUUCGACGCCAGCUUCGCCCUCAACGUCAAGGGGCCCUACUUCUUGAUCCAACAGGCCGUGCCGCACAUGCGCUCCGGCGGCGCCGUCGUCCUCAUCUCCACGAGCCAGUGCCACGCGUCCACCGUCUCGGCGCCGUACACGCUGUACUGCGCCACCAAGGGCGCCGUGGAGCAGAUGACGCGCACGGUCGCGAAAGAUCUGGCAAGCCGGGGCAUUAAUGUGAAUUGUGUGGCGCCGGGCCCCACGGGGACGGAGCUGUUUUACGAGGGGAAGAGUGAGGCGGCGUUGAAGGCGAUUGCGGCGUUGAAUCCGAAGAAUCGCAUCGGGAGGCCGGAGGAGGUGGCCGAAGCGAUUGCGUGGUUGGCGUCGCCCGGCGCGGGGUGGGUGACGGGGCAGGUGGUGAGGGCGAAUGGCGGGCAUGUUUGA